Molecule: messenger RNA, 1430 nt
Organism: Ochlerotatus camptorhynchus
Lineage: Eukaryota; Metazoa; Arthropoda; Insecta; Diptera; Culicidae
Product: laminin subunit alpha-2-like
Exons: 2
Coding region: 102-1247 (381 amino acids)
Biological process (GO): animal organ morphogenesis; tissue development
Cellular component (GO): basement membrane
Molecular function (GO): extracellular matrix structural constituent
Source: RefSeq, a predicted model, not a curated record
CGGGGCACUGGAAAGGUUAUCGCAAAGAUUUCAAACUAAGUUGUUUGAGGCUGAAUCGAUCGAUCGAAUUGCAAUUGAUCAGUCCGCUCCAUCUGAUCAAAAUGGUUCAACCCAGCCAUCUUCUGGGAAUCGUCAUCCUUAUCCUAAUCGGAUAUUCUUCAGAACUUGAAGUCAAUUCUGAGGAAUCGACCAUGCCGAGAAUUUUAACCACAGUUGUGCCACUUGGGAAACGCCUUAAACUAAGUGUGAUUAGCAGGUAUUAUCCGGCACUAAGUUGGCGAUUCAAUGGUACAGCUGUCUCGGAAAAGUGCGAAAAGGAGACGUCCCCGGAAGGGAGCACCCUAAUCUGCACCAAUAUGGAUUGGUCCGAUGCAGGGCUGUAUGAAUACCGAGGAAUCACUAAAAACCAUCAGGACAUAUUGCUGGCGGUGAAUGUGAAGAUUGCCGAGUGUUCGAAAGAGUUGGCUGCCAAGCAGCGAAUCGAGUGGAAAGAUAGUGCUUCUCAGGAGAGUGAAAAGUGCUUUUGCUCAGGAAUUACUCAUAAUUGUUCGAUGGCGAAUGAUCUCUUCAGGAGUAAGAUAACAGCUAGCAUAUCAGAAAAAGAUAUGGUUGAAUUGCAUAUAACGGCAACAAAGGUGGAAGAAUACUCGAACGAAGAUCAUGAAUCGGAGUUAUCAACGUACUACAUUCUCCCGGAAAAGCUGAAUGGAAAUCUACUGAAGUCAUACGGAGGGUAUCUGGAUUUACCCUCAAUCGAUAAUGACAUUGAUAAGGAUAAGCCGGAUCUGGUCUUGCAGAGUAAAAGUCGGACAUUGGUCUAUUUUGAGAGAAGGGAGCAGGUGAUAAGCAGGAUAAGUGGAGAGCUAAGCAGAAAUUUGGUGUACAUGAAUGAGCAGAACUGGCGUCAGCUGAAUAACAGUGCCGUUUCCAGGGAGAUGUUUUUGACUGUAUUGUCGAACGUGAACAAUUUUUACGUAAAAUAUAACCAAUAUAUGAACUAUGAACCGGUCCAGAUUGUCUUGGAUAGCGCUGAUAUCAAGGAUCACGGUUUGGGUAAAGUUACAACCAUUGAAAAAUGCAAUUGCCGAUCCGGAUACACGGGCCUGUCUUGCGAGAGCUGUUCGCGUGGAUUCUAUCGAAGACCUGCCGUACGAGAGCAAGGAAUUUGCGUUUCUAUAAAAGAGAAAUUGGAACCCAUAGCCUUAAGACUGAAACAUCAAUUGGAGCAAAUUCAAAACAAACUAUAAGUAAGGCUUAAGCAUAAAAUAAAAAUGAACAAGGCCGUUUUGACUAUCUCAAAGUUCAGUAGGAUUUCAUUCAGUUUGUAAAAUGUGGGGUUACACAAAAUUGAGUAGUAAUAUUACUACUUACGAAAGUGAGUGAAAUCUUUCUAAAUUUUGAGUAAAUCUCAUCGCCUGUGAACCGCAAGU